UCCAAGUCGUUGAAACGGUGACCGUUUGGGAGCCGGCGAUUUCACGAUGACGUCCAGCGACGAGCGGCUCGUGAAUUUACCAUGGGUCGAGAAGUACCGUCCCAAGAGCCUGGACGAGCUUAUUUCCCACGAGACGAUAAUAAAGACGAUAAACAAGUACAUUGAUGAGAAUCAGCUGCCGCAUCUUCUGCUGUACGGGCCACCCGGGACGGGCAAGACCAGCACUAUACUGGCGUGCGCACGUAAACUCUACACCCCGGCUCAAUUCAACUCAAUGGUGCUAGAAUUGAACGCUUCCGAUGACAGAGGCAUCGGUAUCGUGCGCGGCCAAAUCCUGAGUUUCGCCAGCACGGGCACUAUGUACAGAUCUGCGUUUAAAUUGAUUAUCCUGGACGAGGCCGACGCUAUGACGACCGACGCUCAGAAUGCACUGAGGAGAAUUAUCGAGAAGUACACGGAUAACGUGCGUUUCUGCAUCAUAUGCAACUACCUGAGCAAGAUUAUCCCGGCUUUGCAGUCUCGUUGCACCAGGUUUAGAUUCCUGCCUCUCGCCUCGCAGCAGAUAAUGCCGAGAUUGAAUCAUGUCAUUGAAGCGGAAAACUUAAAAGUUACGGAGGACGGGAAGGAAGCGUUAAUGACGUUAAGCGGUGGAGAUAUGAGGAAAGUAAUAAGCGUACUACAAAGUACAUGGUUCGCUUACGGCAUGGUGAGCGCAGAGAACGUGUACAAUUGUGUGGGACAUCCGUUACCAAGUGACAUAAAAAGUAUCUUAAACUGGUUGCUGAACGAGCCUUAUGAUACGUGCUACAAGAAGAUUCAAGAGCUGAAGUUGAACAAAGGACUUGCGCUGCAAGAUAUAUUGACGGAAAUUCACUCGUGCGUAGUCACAAUUGCAUUUCCCGAUUCGAUGUUCAUCGAUUUACUGUGCAAAAUGGCAGAUAUAGAAAAAAGACUGGCUGGCGGGUGUCGCGACGCCAUUCAAGUAAAUUCCCUUAUAUCGGCGUUCUACAAGGUUCGCGAUAUCGAAACGUGAUAUCCUCCGUCACGCGAGUUAAUCGAAAGAUAUUCUAUUUUGUAAGUCUGAAAACACUGUAUACUUUUUUUUAAGAUAGAAACUAUCGCUCGCGUCGUGCAUUAUACGUUUUGCAUAACGCGGUAAUACACGUGUGUUCAACAGUGAGGGUAUUUUUAACUUGUUGGAAAAAGGAAUAAAUGAACUUUUACAGCAUCUCCCGUGAAAAA
Molecule: messenger RNA, 1242 nt
Organism: Vollenhovia emeryi
Lineage: Eukaryota; Metazoa; Arthropoda; Insecta; Hymenoptera; Formicidae
Gene: RfC3
Product: replication factor C subunit 5
Exons: 8
Coding region: 47-1033 (328 amino acids)
Biological process (GO): DNA repair; DNA-templated DNA replication
Cellular component (GO): nucleus; DNA replication factor C complex
Molecular function (GO): DNA clamp loader activity; ATP hydrolysis activity; ATP binding
Source: RefSeq, a predicted model, not a curated record